AUCGCGGAUUAUGGAGUUAUGCAAGAUGGCGUACGUCGCUAACCCCCUAUGCUUUUGCUCUGUCAGCUUCAUUUUAUCCCUGCCUUAACAAGCUAAGCUUAACUCCCCUCUGAAAGUAUGGUCGGAAAGUCUCAAUCUUUCGCCUGUGAUGCUUUCGACACUGCUGAGCUUAGUUGUGCUUGUGCUCGGUCUGAUGCUGUGUCAUAAGUGGAACCCCUUCCUCGGAAGUGUAGUAUGUAGUUUAAUAGCUUUCUACGGCAUCAAGAAGGUGCUGCAAGGAAAGCUAGACAGCGUGAUUGAAAAGUUUUCCGGAAGGAGCGCCACGAAAUGUCGGCUGCCGGAGAACGCUUUUAUUCUGCCGGACAACGCCGUGAAAUUUAUGAGCCACCUUUACGGUGUACUCACAGGCAAGGAGCCUUCAGGCACGGAGUCGCAAAUGGGCCCCACCUGUCUCACCUUGUCUUCUCGAGGCGAAGACGGCGACGCAGAGCGUCACUGUCCGUCGGACUACGUUACCGCAGAGGUGAAGGCUUUUGUAGACAACAUAAAGACCCACUACAUAGACUCCUGGUACGCCGCCGUGAGCAGCAAUCAGGAUUUUCCGAAGGAGCUCGAGUACAUUAUCGAAGAUGUGUUGCGGGCACUUUACCUGCGACUCGGUUCCCUGGACGUGUGUAGCCUGCUAGAGAAAAUGUUGCCCGUGGCUCAAGCUCACUAUAGAAAAUACAGGGCGUGCCUCUCGGCCGUGGAACGCGCCAAGAACAGCUGCAACGAAUCGUGCGAAGCGAUGCGGCGCGAAGCUAUCAGGCGGCGAUUUCAAUUCAAACACAUUGCCUUCGAGAGCGAAGCCUCGGAGCAGCAAUAUUUGAGAGGAAUCACUUCGGUGUUGGUGAAGCUCCUAGAGCCACCUCACCUGCUCGCCAGUCCGGCAACAAAUGCGCUUGUGGUGGACAUCCUCACCAACAACGUGCUCGCCCGUGGUGUCGACCUUUUGUGCACGCCCGAAUGGCUAAAUUGGGCGUUGCUUUUUCUACUUUCAAUGGAAGAAGACGAGGAAAUACUUUCCAUGAACAACUGUGAUGUGGCGGAUCAGCAUACCGAUCAGAGCAGCGUAGAGUGUGGUGAUGGCGACUGUCUGUGCAAGGCAAAACAGGAGCCUUCAAGUGCGGACGCGUGGGCUACCACAGAGAGUGCAAGUACUGCCCAGUCUUCCAGUAUCAAACAGGAUGAGCGAUCUAUGUUGCCUUAUAGAGAAUAUAGCUCAUCCAGUCUCAGUUCAGCCAAAGGGAGCGAGUACCUGACUCUCCCAGCUGUUUAUGUUGGUACGCAUGACCACUCAAUAAAAAUCUUUAGUGCCAAGGAUGUAGAAAAAGCUGUUGAAGCAGAAGUUUUCUUGGGGUCGUUGGUGUUCUCGGAUAUCAGCAUAAUACGCACAGAGUCAAGGUCUGUGCCUGGAAAAGGAGUUCACACUGUUUACUGCAUCAGGUAUGAAGUUCGCAAGCACAGCGAUGACACAGCAGCACCCACGACUGAAGUCCGCAAAGUAUGGAGAAGGUUCAGAGAAUUUCUGGAACUGCAAGGAAACCUUGAAAGCAACCCACAGUUGAGAAAGCACCUGAAAGGAAUUCGUGGCCCCAGCCGUGGAUUGGGGAGCAUGUUAUCAGACAAGAAGAAUGUCCAGGAGCGGCUUGUAUUUCUGCAGCACUAUUUAAAGCUUCUCUGUAGUCGCGAAGCUAUUGUAAACAGCGAGGAGUUUCACAAGUUCCUAGACUUUUCUGACGAAACAGAGGAGCAACAGGGGACUCCAAUGCGACGACAGACUUCGUCGAGUCGUUUAGACAGAGUCUUGAAGCAAGGAGUCAAGAGCACGUUGGAACUGCUCAAGACUGCUCUUCCUGGAGAUGAUCACAGUUCCUUAAGCCCGCUCUCACCUCUGGAAGGCAGCAUGGUGUUGAUGUCCGACUAUCUACCCAGUGAUCUCGAGUACUCGUUUGCUGAAGACAACCACUCUCAGCAGCUGCAGCAGUGUAUGUUCAAUUUCAUCGACAACUUUGACCAGGCAUCAUCACCAGAAUUCUCGCCGCCGCUCACCCCGAGCUUUUUACCGCUGCCCCAGGACCGGUCACCGAGCACUGUGUCAUACAAGAGCACCCAGGAAGUGCUGACGCCCGAGGUCCACUUCCCGCCAACGGAGGAAGACGUUGUGCCAUUGUGGCGGGGCAAUGUUCCACAGACGCCGAUGGAGCGGGUCGCAGAGUCCCUCCAUUUAGACAUUCCGCUCUUUGCUUCAGCAGUUGACUUUGUAGCAGACUCUCUCGAAGAUGGCCAUGUCUGCAAGUCGGCUAAGCUCGUCCUGUUUGUCGAACUCUUAAUAGGCAGGGCACUAGAGACGUCCUUGAGGGAUCAACUAAGUGAAGUCUUUGGGGUGGCCAAUUGCACUUUUUAUUUGCACAGGUUGCACGAACAGUUGUGGGGCUCCGAGGCCAGUGCACAGUUAUUUGGGGAGGCACAGCUUGCUAGGGGCUUGGUAAAGGCUGUGCCUGUUUGGGCACAGCUCGUUUUUGGUGUGGAGAGUGUGUGCAAGGCGGCAAGGACACUCGCCAAGUCCGUACAGAUUCGAGACCUGAACAAAUGUCUAAUUUACCAGUUGUUGGAUAUCCUUGUCGACUCCCUGCUCGCUCAGGACAACUGUGAUGCCAGGCUUGAUGAGAAUGCCUGAUAGAUUUAUGCACUGUUUUCUUUGCAUUCAAUACUAGCUUUAUUGGCCCCAGUGUUAAGCCCUGUAUAAUCUGUGUAUUCUAUUCCAAGCCAUCUAUUUAUUUACUGUUACCUGGACACCUUGUUGUGAUGCUUGUUACAUAUCGUGAGUACACUGUGUACAAUAAAUCUAUCAUUCCAUAGAUGAAA
This is a messenger RNA of Rhipicephalus sanguineus (brown dog tick), 2907 nucleotides long. RefSeq lists its product as uncharacterized. The record is from RefSeq and is a predicted model, not a curated record. Lineage: Eukaryota; Metazoa; Arthropoda; Arachnida; Ixodida; Ixodidae. The transcript has a single exon. Gene Ontology annotation, molecular function: phosphatidylinositol binding. Gene Ontology annotation, cellular component: intracellular membrane-bounded organelle. Bases 149 to 2719 code for a protein of 856 amino acids.